Echinops telfairi (small Madagascar hedgehog) is the source of this 1909-nucleotide messenger RNA. It is a transcript of the gene NCF2, whose product is annotated as neutrophil cytosolic factor 2. The record is from RefSeq and is a predicted model, not a curated record. The transcript is spliced from 14 exons. The coding region runs from base 1 to 1566 and encodes 521 amino acids. Gene Ontology annotation, molecular function: protein binding; superoxide-generating NADPH oxidase activator activity. NCBI's taxonomy places the organism in Eukaryota, Metazoa, Chordata, Mammalia, Afrosoricida, Tenrecidae. Gene Ontology annotation, cellular component: NADPH oxidase complex. Gene Ontology annotation, biological process: superoxide anion generation; respiratory burst; phagocytosis.
AUGUCCCUGGCGGAGGCCAUCCGCCUGUGGAACGAAGGCGUGCGGGCGGCCGACCAGAGGGACUGGAAGGGCGCUCUAGACGCCUUCGCCGCCGUCCAGGACCCCCACUCCCGGAUCUGCUUCAACAUGGGCUGCGUACACACCAUCCUGAACGACAUGCCCGCGGCCGAGAAGGCCUUUACCCAAAGCAUUAACCGAGACAAACACUUGGCAGUGGCUUACUUCCAGCGGGGGAUGCUCUACUUCCGGAUAAAGAAAUACGAUUCCGCCAUUAAAGAUCUGAAGGAGGCGCUGACCCAGCUUCGAGGGAACCAGCUGAUAGAUUACAAGAUCCUGGGGCUGCAGUUCAAACUGUAUGCCUGCGAGGUGCUGUACAACAUUGCGCUCACGCACGCCCAAAGGGGAGAGUGGAAAGAGGCGGAAGAAAGCCUGACGCUGGCCACGAGCAUGAAGUCGGAGGCCAGACACUCCAAAAUGGACAAGGCCUUGGACUGCAUCUGGAAGCAGAAGCUCUAUGAGCCGGUGGUGAUCCCUGCGGGCAGGUUGUUUCGCCCGAAUGAGAGACAGGUGGCUCAGCUGGAGAAGAAGGAUUACCUGGGCAAGGCCACGUCUGUUCUUGUCCCUUUGUCUCCCACCCUGUCCUUCCUGCCAUCCUUCCUCCUGAAUGGGCAACAGGCAGCGGAGCCUCCACCCAGACCCAAAACCCCAGAGAUCUUCAGGGCGCUGGAAGGGGAGGCUCACCGUGUGAAGUUUGGGUUUGUGCCUGAGACAUCGGAGGAGCUCCAGGUCAUGCCCGGGAACAUUGUCUUUGUCUUGAAGAAGGGAAAUGAUAACUGGGCCACGGUCAUGUUCAACGGGCAGAAGGGGCUCGUUCCCUGCAACUACCUGGAACCCGUUGAGCUGCGGAUCCAUCCUCAACAGCAGUCUCAGGAGGAAGCCUCUCCAGAGUCUGACAUCCCUGCACCUCCUAGUUCCCGAGCUCCAGGAAAACCCCAGUUGUCACCAGGUCGGAAACAAAGAGAAGAGCCAAAGGAAAUAAAGCUCCCAGUGCCCAUGCCCUACACGCUGAAGGUGCACUACAAGUUCACGGUGCUCCUGGAGACUCAGCCUGGGCUCCCCUACAGCCAGGUGCUGGACAUGGUGGCCAAGAAACUGGAGCUCCUGCCAGAACAUACUAGACUGAGCUACCGGCCUCGGGACAGCAACGAGCUGGUGCUCCUUUCAGAGACUAGUAUGAAGGCCGCCUGGGGCCAAGUGAAAAACUACUGCUUGACUCUGUGGUGUGAGAACACAGUGGGUGACCAAGGUGUUCCAGAUGAGUCCAAGGAAGAGGAAAACUCGCAUGCUCGCUACCAAACAGAACUUCCGCUCCAGGGAGGGAGCCAAGUGGUGGCCCUCUUCAGCUAUGAGGCUACCCAACCAGAAGACCUGGAGUUUCUGGAAGGGGAUGCAAUCCUGGUGCUGUCAGAAGUGAAUGAAGAGUGGCUGGAAGGCGAGUGCAGAGGGAAGGUUGGCAUUUUCCCCAGAGCUUUUGUUGAAGAACGCAAGGCUCCGCAAGAGGUCUAGGCUCCACUCCUACGGAGCCGGAGCAGAAGGAAGGUUGGACGACGGAUGCGCUCUCCUGGGCUGGCAGUCUUCGCAACCCCUGCAGCACACUGGGAGUAGGGAGACAUUCCCUUCAGACAUGUGGGAAUUCGCCUCUGCCCUAAAAAACCUGCCUGGUGAAGACAAUUAGAGAACUCAGGAUGCCGAAUGCCAUGGGGUGCCGGCUGGAACCAUCUGGCAGGGGCACGGAGGGGUCUUCUAGGGUGCUGGUGAACUGGUCUUUGCUGUCCAGUUCAUGAAAAUUCAGAGCUGUGCACAUAUUUUCGAAGUCUGUGAUCUCUCAAUAAAGCGCUUGAAAAACAAA